CUGUUCUCUGCGGGGCUUAGGUCCCUCCCGAGGCCAGACCCUUCCCCCAGGGCAGGGGCAAACGGCCCCUCCAGGAGGGAGCCGGAAGAUUAGGCAGCUCCAUGUAGGUCCACGUUUAGGUGAAGAGAACCCACCAUGAGGAAGGGCAAAAGGAAGAAGCCGGAAUCCAGACGCCAUGGCUCCACCUCCCAGCGCACCAGCUCCGAGUCCACCCCGCAGCAGCCCAGCCCGGCAUCCACUCCGCAACAGCCCAGCCCCAGAUCCAGCCCGCAGGAGCCCAGCCUGCCCAGUCCCGCCUCCACCCCACAGCAGCCCAGCCCCGCCUCCACCCCGCAGCAGGCCAGCCCCAGAUCUACCCCCCAGCCCAGCUCCGUAAGCACCCCCCGACAGUCUGCGCCCCAGGCUCUCCCAGCUACCGAAACCAACUCCUCCACCCGGGGCCUGUUACCUCAGGACACUAACUCGAAAGCAUCCUCUCGAUCCAGGAAAACAGGGGCUGUGACUCGUGCGGGCCCGCGGGCCUUCUGUUCCUGUUCCACUUGCCCCGGCAGCUCUGCUUGCUGGCGUCGUCUGGGCCUGUGUCAUAGCCGCAUCUUUGAUGUCCUCCUUCCUCGGGUCUGGCCCACCAUGCCAGGGAGAGGAUCCCCAAGCCUCCUCACUUUCUACAGAAAACCUACAAGGAAACACUCCACUCAUCGUAAUUCGCGUGCUCCAAGCUCUCGGGACUGCUGCUGUAGUUCUGGGGGCCCUAGGAGCUGCCUAUUACACCACUGAAUCCUUGUAAGCAACCCCCCAGGCCCACGGUCCGGCAGAUCCAGUUUCCAUCAAGGAUCUCUCUUGUCACCAAAAUAGAACAAAAAAAAAAAAAAAGAAUUCUGUUUCAUUAGUGUGUUUUACCCAGAGACACAAAGUUGGACUUGGCAAAUGGGUUUGGGAGAUAAGUGUGGGAUGACUUUGUAGAGCAAGAGGCAAACGAGGGUGGGGUCCUCCUGUUCCUGUUGGGGACCACGGACCCGAGGGGGGCAACUUUCUCUGCCCAUACUCACAGAACAAACUGCUUCUGAUUUUCCCCACUCUAAAAGCAAGAAUUAUACAACUCGAUUCAGUACCUAACAUAACCAGUCAAAUGCACUUCUGUCCAGUGGUGAUCCCGGUUAGUGGG
This is a messenger RNA of Neogale vison (American mink), 1162 nucleotides long. RefSeq names its product spermatogenesis associated 3 (gene SPATA3). The record is from RefSeq and is a predicted model, not a curated record. The coding region runs from base 136 to 774 and encodes 212 amino acids. The transcript has 5 exons. Lineage: Eukaryota; Metazoa; Chordata; Mammalia; Carnivora; Mustelidae.